Onychomys torridus (southern grasshopper mouse) is the source of this 2595-nucleotide messenger RNA. RefSeq names its product vomeronasal type-2 receptor 116-like. Gene Ontology annotation, biological process: G protein-coupled receptor signaling pathway. The transcript has 6 exons. The coding region runs from base 1 to 2595 and encodes 864 amino acids. NCBI's taxonomy places the organism in Eukaryota, Metazoa, Chordata, Mammalia, Rodentia, Cricetidae. Gene Ontology annotation, molecular function: G protein-coupled receptor activity. The record is from RefSeq and is a predicted model, not a curated record. Gene Ontology annotation, cellular component: membrane.
AUGCUGUUAUCUUGGAUAUUCAUCUCUUGCUUUUUGCAAAUUCCUAUUCUUGUGUGCUCCUACAGAAGCAGCAGUGAGUGCUUAGUCAAAAUGAAUUACCGUUUAUAUGGUGAAGGAAAUGUGGUGAUUGUUGGAUUUUUCCCUGCUUUUGCUGUCUACCCACUCAACAAAACAAUUGACUGGAGAAUGACGACAUUUAACAGAGAUUUUAUGGUCGAGUUUAAGCUGAGGAACUACCAAUGUAUUUUGGCCAUGAUGUUUGCUACUGAGGAGAUCAACAGCAAUCUCAAUAUUUUACCUAAUACAUCCCUGGGAUUCGAGAUCCAUAAUGUCCCACAUGGUCAAAGACGUACUCUGGCCAAUCUUUUUGGCUCAUUUUCAGGCCCUGGUUAUUCCAUCCCUAACUACAGAUGUGCAAGAGAAAGCAUGUCAGCUGCUGUACUUACAGGACCAUCCUGGGCAAUAUCUGAAUACAUAGGGACACUGCUGGAUCUUUACAAAUUUCCACAGCUUUCUUUUGGGCCUUUUGAUACUACCCUGAGUGAACAAAGAUGGUUUUCUUCCCUCUACCAGGUGGCCCCCAAGGACACAUCUCUGACACUUGGCAUUGUAUCUUUGAUGCUACAUUUCCACUGGAACUGGGUUGGGCUGUUCAUCAUAGAUGAUCACAAAGGUGCCCAGAUUCUGUCAGAUUUGAGAACUGAGCUGGAGAAAAAUGGAGUCUGCAUAGCAUUUGUGGAAAUGAUCCUAACCAUCAGGGGUUCAUUUCUGACCACAGCCUGGAAAAAUGAGGUGCAGAUCCUGGAAUCAUCAGCAAAUGUGAUUAUUAUUUAUGGGGACACUGAUUCUCUAUUGAGCUUAAUAGUAAAUAUUAAGCAGAAGUUACUCACAUGUAAAGUCUGGGUCCUGAACUCACACUGGGAUCAUUCCAAAUUUGAUGACUUUUUCCUGUUAGAUGCACUGCAUGGGGCCCUUAUUUUUUCACAACAUAAUGAGGAGAUAGAUGAUUUUACUGAUUUUAUCCAGAAAGCCAAUCCUUCCAAAUACCCACAAGACAUUUAUCUUCAUGUAUUAUGGCACUCAUUCUUCAAUUGCUCAAUUUUUAGGGAAGAGUGUAAAAUUAUGGAUAACUGUCUGCCUAAUGCCUCCUUGGAAUUCUUGCCAGGGAACAUAUUUGACAUGGCCAUGAGUGAAGAGAGUUACAAUGUUUAUAAUGCAAUGUAUGCUGUGGCCCACAGUCUACAUGAGAUGACUCUCAACCAAGUACAAUUUCAAACUCAUGGAAAAGGAAAGGAGAUGAUAUUCUUCCCCUGGCAGCUUCACCCUUUUCUGAAAAACACACAACUCAUCAAUCAUGCUGGAGACCAGGUGGUUCUGGAUUGGAAAAGGAAAUCACAUGCAGAAUAUGAUAUUCUCAAUUUUUGGAAUUUCCCAAAAGGUCUUGGGAUAAAUGCAAAAGUAGGAACAUUUUCUCCAAAUGCUCCAGAGGGCCAGAAAUUGUCUUUAUCUUAUCACAUGAUACAGUGGGCCACUGGAUUAACAGAGAUUCCUCAGUCUGUAUGCAGUGAGAGCUGUCAUCCUGGAUUCAUGAAAACCCACCGAGAGGGUGAGGCUUCCUGUUGCUUUGACUGUAAGCACUGCCCAGAGAAUGAGAUUUCCAAUGAGACAGAUGUGGACCAGUGUAUGAAGUGUCCAGAAACUCACUAUGCAAAUACAAAGAAGAGCCACUGUCAACAUAAGACUGUGACAUUUCUGGCCUAUGAUGACCCCUUGGGGAAGACUCUCACCUUCAUGUCCUUGGGCUUCUCCUCAAUCACAGUUGUUGUUCUUGGAGUGUUUCUGAAGCACAGAGACACUCCUAUUGUCAAGGCCAAUAACCGGCACCUCAGUUACAUCCUGCUCAUCACUCUGUCCCUCUGUUUUCUCUGUCCCUUGCUUUACAUUGGCCAUCCUAGCACAGUCACCUGUAUCCUGCAGCAGAACACAUUUGGACUUCUGUUCACUGUGGCUCUUUCCACUGUGCUGGCCAAAACUCUCACUGUACUUAUAGCCUUCAAGAUCACUGCUCCAGGGAGAAUGAGGAGGUGGCUGCUGAUAGCAAGGGCCCCUAAUUUCAUCAUUCCUAUCUGUACCCUACUGCAAGCUGUUCUCUGUGGAAUUUGGCUGGCAACCUCCCCUCCAUUUAUUGACAAAGAUGCUCAUUCAGAACAUGGACACAUCAUCAUCCUUUGCAACAAAGGCUCAGCUAUUGCCUUCUACUGCAUCCUGGGAUACCUGGGAACACUGGCUCUAGGUAGCUACCUGAUGGCAUUUUUGUCCAGGAAUCUGCCUGACACAUUCAAUGAAGCCAAAUUCCUGGCUUUCAGCAUGCUGGUGUUCUGCAGUGUCUGGGUCAGCUUCCUCCCUGUCUACCACAGCACCAAGGGUAAGGUCAUGGUGGCUAUGGAAGUCCUCUCUAUCUUGGCUUCUAGUACAUCACUUUUAGGCAUCAUCUUUGCUCCCAAGUGCUACAUCAUACUAUUAAGGCCAGAAAGGAACUCACUUCAUCACAUUAAGGACAAAACAUAUACUCUUAGGAAAAGCCUUAAAUCCUAG